Molecule: messenger RNA, 890 nt
Organism: Daphnia carinata
Lineage: Eukaryota; Metazoa; Arthropoda; Branchiopoda; Diplostraca; Daphniidae
Gene: PolZ2
Product: mitotic spindle assembly checkpoint protein MAD2B-like
Exons: 5
Coding region: 181-801 (206 amino acids)
Cellular component (GO): zeta DNA polymerase complex
Source: RefSeq, a predicted model, not a curated record
UGCCAUGCCAACGUGGACAGCGUGUUUUGGUGUCAAAUCGCGGUCCCAAAAUCUUUUCUUUAAAGCUAUCUCAAAACGAUCUAGGAUUGUGAUCUGUAAACUUUAUGUACUAUGUCAAAAAUCUUAUGAUUCAUUCGUGAACACUCAUUUGCUAGACAGCUGCCAUUGUGUUAUGAUUCCAUGACUCUUUCAGCUAGCUUUGGUCGCGAUGAAUGUAUAGGAUUGGUUGUUGAUUUUCUUGAAGUGUCAUUGCAUCAGAUUCUGUGGGCAUGUAAACUAUAUCCUAGCGAAAUCUUCAGGCAAACACAAAAAUUUAAUGCCUUAGUUUAUAAAUCCAUACAUCCUGAAGUCAACAAUUACAUUGAUAAUACCCUGAACACCGUCAGAAACCUCUUGUCAAAUGACUUUGUGGAGAAACUGGUCAUGGUCAUCAAGAAUGACAAACCUGUUGAAAGAUUUGUCUUUUCAUUUCACUCUUACUACAAGACAACUCCGAGUGGAAAAGUUACGUUGAAUGUGACUGAAAUCCGACAACAAGCAACAGCAAUUUGGCUUACAAUGAGCCAGAGAUUGGGUUCCGAAACCCAUUACGAUAGAGGGAACUGUACAUUCGCGUUCGAAAUCCAUACAAGGAGCGUGGCUUAUAACAAAAUUCUCGAAAGGCAGUCGACCGAGGAUUUCCAAUGGAUUGUGGCUGAAAAGAUCAAGAAUCCCAGUGGUGUGGUUCCCAUCAGGAAAUUAGAAAGCCAGCCCUUCUGCAUAGACAUUUACACAGAGGACUACCGUGUCGAUGAUUCUUAACAUGAUGCUGCUCAGUAGCGGAGAAAAUUCAUUCUGUAAAUACGAUGCUUACGUUUAAAUAAAUCUCAGCAGACUGAGAACAAAAGGAA